AUGGCUACCUUCCUUGUUAUGCUCCUAUUGAACUGUCUCACAUCUCACCUCGUGGCAACCCAGCCUGAAGAUGUCACAGGCACCAUCAUCCAUCUCCCACUGUUCAGACGAGGGAAUCGCUUCUCGCGACGCGAACCUGCCAACAUGACACAUCUAGCAGAGGUGUUGCAGGCCGUAGAAGCCAAAUAUGCUCCCAGCUACCGCGAAGUUGAGGGCAAUCGCCUGGUCCGCCGCUGGCGGAUGAAGGAUAACGACGACGAGAAUGACCCGCACUUGAUUGAUGUUGCUGGACAUCUCGACCGAUGGUACACACGCUUCACAGUGGGCGAGCCGCCGCAGAGCCUGGAAGUUGAGCUCGACAUGCUGAGUCCAGACUUCUACACCGUCGUCACCACCAGUGGGAAAGGUACGCUGUAUGAUGCCUCUGCCUCAAGCACACACGGCCCCAACGAUGACUCCGUACACGCCAUCUGCCGGCUCCCCAGCGACGAGUUCCAUUUCCACCUCCCCUUCACCAGCAGCAGCAGCAGCAGCAGUGGCAGUACCAUAGGUCUGCGGCCCAUCCGCCUGGACUUCGCCGUCUGCAGGCCCUCCAAGUCCUCUCGACAAACCCUGGCCCACGCCGGCACCUUCCUCGGACUCUCACCGUCUUCCUCCUCCUCUCGAAGCACGCUCUCCCGCCUGUCCGCCCCCUCUCUCCUCGACCAACUCCACUCCAAAGGCGCAAUCGCGCAGAAGGUCUGGUCGGUAACGCUGCUCGACACCGAGACCGGGAUCCUCAGCCUGGGCGGCACUAUUGUGCAGGAAGUCGAAGAAACGAAGGCCCGCGUCGAGCUCGAGCUGAAGCAUUUCGGUGACCCUGUUGCGACGCCCGAUUGGAUCGCGGAGCAAGUCGAGGGGCGCUUGAAGCUCGCCAUGCCGAGGGGAGAUGCCUGGGAUGCGCAUUUCAAGUGGACCAAUGUCCGGGGCGCGGCCGGUUGGUGGACGGCGCUGAUGGCGGGGGUGUGGCUUAACGGUGCGAAGGUCCUGAAAAACCAACCGAUCCUCCUCGACAUCAACAUCCCGUUCAUCCUGGCACCGCCAGUCGCAGCACAAACCUUCUACGACUCCAUCGGCGGCACGAAACGCCUCCCAUCACCGUACGACGCCUUCUUUGCGUUUCCUUGCCUCAACCACGUGCACAUCGCGUUCGAGAUCGGCGGCUGGAACUUCCCGGUUAUGAACGGCGACGGGACCGCGCCGGACGCGCUGUAUGGGCCCAGUGGAGGGAUGUUCAGUCUUGGGAAGGUCGCGCAGGGGACGGGCUAUUGUGUUGGGAGUGUGGUUGAGAGUCGGGGGCUCGCACAUGGAGAGGAGUGGGGGGGCAGUGGGCUCAAGGAUGUUUGGGUGCUGGGCGAGCCGGUUUUUCGAGGGUUGGGGCUCGUCUUCGAUGAAGAGCUGGGCAGGGUCGGUGUUCGGACUUAUUGA
Molecule: messenger RNA, 1467 nt
Organism: Exophiala aquamarina CBS 119918
Lineage: Eukaryota; Fungi; Ascomycota; Eurotiomycetes; Chaetothyriales; Herpotrichiellaceae
Exons: 4
Coding region: 1-1467 (488 amino acids)
Biological process (GO): proteolysis
Molecular function (GO): aspartic-type endopeptidase activity
Source: RefSeq, a predicted model, not a curated record